Messenger RNA from Aspergillus alliaceus, 2289 nucleotides. RefSeq names its product Alpha/Beta hydrolase protein. NCBI's taxonomy places the organism in Eukaryota, Fungi, Ascomycota, Eurotiomycetes, Eurotiales, Aspergillaceae. Gene Ontology annotation, cellular component: actin cytoskeleton; Arp2/3 protein complex. Gene Ontology annotation, molecular function: actin filament binding. Bases 1 to 2289 code for a protein of 762 amino acids. Gene Ontology annotation, biological process: Arp2/3 complex-mediated actin nucleation; lipid metabolic process. The transcript has 5 exons. The record is from RefSeq and is a predicted model, not a curated record.
AUGGCUACUCCAGAAGUUCAUCAUCUCUUUCAUAAACCCAUUGCUGACCACUCAUUUUCCCCUGAUAAGUCAACACUCGCAGUUGCACGGGACAGCAAUGUGGAGCUUUACCAGAAAGCAGGUAAUAAGUUCUCGUUGACCGAUGAGCUCAAAGGCCAUGAAAAGACUGUAACUGGUGUUGAUAUCGCUCCUAACAGUGGCCGAAUCGUCACCUGCUCGCAAGAUCGUAAUGCAUAUGUUUGGGAGAGAACCCCUACUGGCUGGAAACCAACCUUGGUCCUUCUCCGGAUCAACAGGGCUGCGACCUUUGUAAGAUGGUCUCCAUCUGAGCAGAAGUUUGCUGUCGGCUCAGGGGCCCGCGUGAUCGCUAUUUGUUACUUCGAAGAAGAAAACGACUGGUGGAUUUCGAAGCACCUAAAGAAACCUAUACGGAGCACUAUAACGACCCUUGCUUGGCAUCCGAAUUCUGUUCUGCUGGCUGCUGGCUCCACAGAUUCCCAUGCGAGGGUCCUUUCCAGUUACAUCAAAGGUAUUGAUACACGCCCAGAGCCGAGUGCCUGGGGGGAGCGCCUCCCAUUUAACACCAUUUGCGGUGAAUUUUUGAAUGACUCAGCGGGAUGGAUCCAAGGGGCAUGCUUCUCGCCUAGUGGUAAUGCACUUGCAUUCACUGGACACGAUAGUAGUGUCACGGUUGUGUACCCAAGUGCGCCAGACCAACCGCCUCGGGCAAUGCUUAAUAUCACCACCCGCUUCCUAUCGUUUAACAGCUUGAUCUGGAAUGGAGAACAUGAGAUUAUUGCUGCUGGCCAUGACUGCGAGCCAUACCGCUUCCGCGGGGACGAGAACGGGUGGCAGCUUACGGGAGCCAUCGAAAACAAGUCUGGCCCUGGUGCCGGUGCUAUCCGCGAGGAGUCUGCUCUUAACAUGUUCCGCCAAAUGGACCUCAAAGGACAGACGCAGGCCGAUAUCCAGCUUAAGACAGUCCAUCAGAAUACUAUCAACACGGUUCGCGUAUAUGAGGAGGCGAACGGAAUUGUCAGCAAGUUUAGCACUGUUAUUGCUCUCUUGUCUAUCUUAACAUACGUGUCGGACGCCUCGACUGUUGGUGUUGUUCCUAAAACAAGCGAAGCUUCUACAUACGGCCAGGCCAAUAGAACAGACAACACAAUCUCGCGCAAGGCUUUUGCCUCACUAGAAGAGCUCUCGCGUAUCGUUGAUAUCUCAUAUUGCGUCGGUAGCACGGGGGUUAAGAAGCCGUUCGAAUGUAUGAGUCGUUGUGAUGAUUUUCCAGGGUUUGAAUUGAUCACCACAUGGAGCACUGGCCCAUUUCUCUCAGAUUCUUGCGGCUAUAUCGCGCUGUCCCAUGCCCCACAUCUGAAGCGCAUCAUCAUUGCUUUCCGUGGCACUUAUUCGAUUACAGAUACGAUAAUCGAUCUUUCAGCUUACCCGCAGGCGUACGUGCCAUAUGACCCGAGUGGUGAUGAUGACAAGGAAACACCACGAUGCCUCAACUGCACGGUUCACGCGGGGUUCCUGGCCUCAUGGCUGAAAAAUCGCUCGACUAUCCUCGGACAUGUAUCUGCAGCAAAGGAGUACUAUCAUGAAUACGCGGUGGUGCUGGUUGGUCACUCACUUGGAGGGGCUGUUGCUGCACUGGCCGGGCUUGAGAUGCAGAUGCGAGGCUGGAGUCCACAGGUGACGACAUUUGGAGAGCCCAAACUCGGGAAUAAGGAAUUCGUCAAAUUCUUCAACAAGAUGUUUAACCUUGGAGCGUCAUUGCCAUCAUCUGAUGCGCAGCACUGGCAAUUUCGAAGGGUAACUCACGUGAAUGACCCUGUACCUCUUCUCCCUCUGGAAGAAUGGGGGUAUGAGGUGCAUGCCGGGGAAAUCUUCAUCUCAAGGGGUGUUCUCCCGCCAUCCGUAUCCGAUGUGAUACUUUGCGACGGCAAUGAAGAUGCGCGCUGCAUCACUGGGGCGGAAAGCACCAUAAGAGCCAUGCUACAUGACAUCAAAAUCAAUAUUGCGAACGACCAAAAGCGUCCAAGGGAGGUGGACCCCCAAGACCAAGUGGUUUUGGCUGAUAGUGACUCCUCGUCACCACCUGUAGUAGAUUCUCAAAGCGAUGCUGAUAGACCACGGAUAUCGCUUCAUCUACCGUGGAACCUUAUCCCUCUCCAAUACCGACUUUGGGAACUGUUCUUUGCUCAUCGAGACUACUUCUGGCGGCUGGGUCUUUGCAUCCCUGGUGGUGAUCCAACGGGCAACGGGGAAGAUUGUUCAAAUCGCUAA